AUGGCGGCCGCGUCCUGCCCGGCGCUCCUGGCCGCCUGCCUGGCGCUGCACCUGGCCACAGCCCGGGGCGACGGCUGCAGCGGCUUCGGGAACCUGUUCACGGAGAUCGCGGAGAACAGCGCCCACGGGAGCCUGGUGGCGCGGCUGCCCCCGCCGGGGGACGCGGGGGGCGCGGGGGGCGGCGCCGGCCUCCAGCUCUGCCUGGUGGGCGCCGACGCCGCCUGGUUCUACCUGGACGGGCGCAGCGUCCGGCUCAACGUGUCGGCAGGGCGGACGCUGGACCGUGAGGAGCUGGAAUCCCCGGUGCUGAUGGUGGCCCUGACGUGUGCCGAGGACGGCUCCUCCCCGGUCGAGUUCCGGAUCAUCGUCCAGGUCCUCAACGAGAACGACAACCGGCCCCACUUCCAGGGGGCCACUGUCCUCACCCACAACGUCAGCGAGGUGACAGUGGCACUGCGGGCGCCUAUCAGGGACAGGGGUGGUGACAUGUCCUGCACACGGUCAUGGUGA
This is a messenger RNA of Vidua chalybeata, 510 nucleotides long. RefSeq names its product cadherin-23-like. The record is from RefSeq and is a predicted model, not a curated record. Bases 1 to 510 code for a protein of 169 amino acids. Gene Ontology annotation, cellular component: membrane. Gene Ontology annotation, molecular function: calcium ion binding. The transcript is spliced from 4 exons. Gene Ontology annotation, biological process: homophilic cell-cell adhesion. NCBI's taxonomy places the organism in Eukaryota, Metazoa, Chordata, Aves, Passeriformes, Viduidae.